AUGGUGACAGAUGAGUGCUUAUAUCUGAGACAUCAGGAGAAAGCAGCUGGAAUUCGGAAAAUUCAGAAUGAAGAAUUUUCGGAAUGCAAUGUUUUUGAAAAUGAAGUCGACAAGUAUGUUGAGGAUAUAAAUACAAUUAGUGUGGAACAGAGAAAAGUGGUUAAACGCCUUUUGAUGGAUAAUCGUGAGGUUUUUUCAAAUAAUCCGGGAUGUACCUCCGUUUACAGUCAUGUUACUAAACCAAUCAGGGAGCAUAUUCAGGUGCGAAAAUCAUAUUCGCCCCCUUUAACUAUACGACAGGACGCGGAUAAGGAAAUUAUAAGGAUGAAAGGGUUAAAUAUUAUUAAGCGUUCUAACAGUAAUAUUUGUAAUCCUUUACGGUGUGUAAAAAAGAAGGAUGGGUCGAUACGAUUAUGCAUAGAUGCGCGAUAA
This is a messenger RNA of Leptopilina heterotoma, 432 nucleotides long. RefSeq lists its product as uncharacterized. Lineage: Eukaryota; Metazoa; Arthropoda; Insecta; Hymenoptera; Figitidae. The coding region runs from base 1 to 432 and encodes 143 amino acids. The transcript has a single exon. The record is from RefSeq and is a predicted model, not a curated record.